AUGUAUCACAUUAAGACAGCCAAGCCCGACCUCUUAGUCACCGCUGGCAGAGCGGAACUCCGCUUUUCUUCCUCCCAGCUGACCCCUUCCUCUUCAUCCUCCCAGACCUUCCAGCGUCCCACCAGCGCUGCUGGGGCGGGAUGGAGCCCUCGCAGCCUGCGGCACGGGCGGGCACGGCGGGCGAGCUGCCGCCCUCGCCCUCCCCUUGGCCACACGCCCCUCACAGCGGCGCGGGGAGCCCGAGAGGCGCUGCCCCGCACGGAGCCGGCCCUGCACCGCCCGGCCCCGCAGGGAGCGCUGGGGGCUGCCCCAGAGCCCCGCACGGAGCCGGCCCGGCGCUGCCGGGUCCCGCUGCCGCUCCGACCCGGGCCGCCCCCGAGCAAAACCGCCCCUUUCCCCGAGCGGGACACGAGGGCCGAGCCGCCCGGCCCGGUCCAGCCCAGCCCCGCAGCCCCGGGCUCACCUCGCCGAGAGCGCGGCUCCGUCCCGCAGCGCCGCCACCGCCGGACGGGACCGAGAUGUCCCUCCGGGGCCGCCCCUCAGCUCAGCUCGGGUCGGCUCGGGAGUUUGCGCUCUACCCCGCAGGCAGGGAACCCGAGCCGUCCCAGCGCUGUCUCGCUCGAGUAG
Molecule: messenger RNA, 627 nt
Organism: Zonotrichia leucophrys gambelii
Lineage: Eukaryota; Metazoa; Chordata; Aves; Passeriformes; Passerellidae
Product: basic proline-rich protein-like
Exons: 3
Coding region: 1-627 (208 amino acids)
Source: RefSeq, a predicted model, not a curated record